AUGCCUUCGUUGUGUGCAGGAUUUGUCUGCUCCUUGAGCGUAGAAUUCAGAAGUGUUCAAUGUUGCCAGGCUUGCUGCUUCAAGACGGCCGAUGCGGAGACGAUUUUGACAAAUUUUGUCGUUGACACAAAAGUCAAUGUGCAUAUCUUCCAGCCUGGGGGCUACUCCGUGCACACCAAGACAACAGAACUUGGAGUUUACGCGGCAAUCAUGCCGACCGCGCCCAUUAACAUCUACUUUGCCAAGACUCUUCAUGCAACGAGAUCUUUGAGUGUUGAUGUGAAGGACAACAUCCAAGUCGGUGGCCUGGCAGAUAUUUAUCUUCAGGCGCUUGCUGUGGUAACGAUCUGGCGUUUCGAAGUGGACUGGACGUCCACAAUGCCGGUGGAUCUUGAUGCCCAUGCCUUCGACGCUUGGGACUGUCAUGUCUACUUCGCAAACAAGCAAUGCCAACACGAUGGCAGCCACGGCCUCACUGUCACGCUGAACCGAGAUAAUCGGGAUGUCUUGCACGGUAGAGAGGUGAUCACUGUCCACCAGUGGCCAUGCGACUCGGACCAAGCCACCAUUGGAGGCUACAGGGACAUCUGGAGCUGCCUGGCCCAUUUCUGGGUCCAGAUCUUCUCAAACCAUGGCUUUGCAGACGUCCAGGGAACCGUGAGCAUCUUCCGGGGCGGAGUCCUGGUCCAUGAGCUUCAAUUACCUGCAGCCGAACAGCCUGACAGCUUUUGGAUCGGCUUUGUGUUGGAGACUCUGAGAAUUUUGCGGCUGAUUUGUUACUAUGGUUUUCUUGUGUCUCAGCUGCUUUCACAUUUCUUGAGAUGUGGCGGCCAAGGACUGGGGCAGCAGCACCAUCCAAUCCUUCUAUAA
Symbiodinium pilosum is the source of this 870-nucleotide messenger RNA. Lineage: Eukaryota; Dinophyceae; Suessiales; Symbiodiniaceae. The record is from the annotation of a GenBank genome assembly.